Molecule: messenger RNA, 4984 nt
Organism: Carassius gibelio (silver crucian carp)
Lineage: Eukaryota; Metazoa; Chordata; Actinopteri; Cypriniformes; Cyprinidae
Product: LINE-1 retrotransposable element ORF2 protein
Exons: 2
Coding region: 1371-4643 (1090 amino acids)
Source: RefSeq, a predicted model, not a curated record
GAGGGAACAAGAUGGCGGGCUAAGCACAUGUACAUUUCUCCGCUCUCCAGCACAUUUUGAGAUUUACGUUAACAUUCAACUUUAAAACAUCCAAAUUUUUGCGUAUUAGCGAGUACUGGACUAUGUCAGCAAAAAAAGCUUCCAAUCACCCCAAAAUAGUCAUCCCUGGACAAAAAGGGAUGACUGUAAAAACUUCGGCUCUCGCCGAGCACGAAUACGUCAUGGAAGUUGACCACGUCGAAAGCAAUGAGAAACGCAAAGAAUCUUCCUCCUUGCAGAACACUCCGACCAAAGCCCCGGCUAAGAAACAGAAGGGAGACGAAACGCCUGAGAUUUCCAACGUCGCUCUCCUGGAAACCAUAGUCGCCAGAUUCGAUCUACAAGACGGAAAGCUGAGCAGCAUUGAGCAUAAGAUUACUGAGAACAGUCUAAUGAUCGUCAACCUGACAAAAGCUGUGGAAUUCAACGCGGCGGAAAUAAAGGACUGUAAAACUAAAAUAAACUUGUUCGAUAAACAACUCGCCUCUGUUGUCACUUCGCACGCAGAUUUGGUAAGCCGCACGUCGGAGCUCGAACGCUACAAAAGACGAUGGAAUCUUCGAGUAAUCGGAAUGAAAGAAAUUGCAGGCGAAGAUAUCCGAAGAGAAGUCGUCUCACUGUUAGCUGAAAUUGCUCCUCACCUGCAGCACAAACUUGAAGACAUCGUGGAUUCAGUUCACCGCAUUGGCUCCAAAACGAAGGAUAAAUCCAGGCAGGUGAUCAUUCAGUUCAGCAUGCGGAAACACAGAGACGAGUUCUGGCGAUCCACCAAAGUUUCGGAUGUCUGCAAACUAAGGGGAAUAAAGUUCACCGAAGAUUUGUCAAAGGAAGACCGAGAAGCCCGCGCUGCACUCUGGCCGAGGAUCAGUGAGGCUAGAGCUGCAGGGAAGAAAGCCUACUACCGAGGUCCUUAUGGCUACAUAGAGGGCACCCGGAUUGUCUAGGACGGUUGAUUUCAACUACCUCGUCCACAUUUGUUUACCUUAAGUGUUGGCAUGAGGUAAACACAUUCCAACCUUGAUGACGUGAAGUUCUGGACGAGUCAGUGGGGGGACAAAAUCAUCUUCAGCCAUGCUUCUACACAUUCUGCAGGAGUGGCAAUACUGUUCAACAACCUGCCAGGCAAAAUUAUAAAGGUAGAGACCGAUUCAAAUGGCCAUUGGGCUUCAGUUGUUAUAAAUAUUAAUGACGUUUUGUUUAUUUUAUUCAAUGUGUAUGGGUACAACAGUGCUCCCCUAAAUAACAAACUACUUACUGAAAUUUCUGAUUCUCUAUUCGAGUUGAAACUUGUGUACCCAACUGAUAAUAUUAUUAUAGGAGGUGAUUUCAACAUGGUUAUGGAUGAAGCGUUAGAUCGUUUUCCGCCCAAAUUUAAUACCUCUCAUCCUAAUGUUACCCUUUUUAAUUUUUGUUUGAAUAAUAAUGUAGUGGAUGCUUGGAGAGCUGUGAAUCCAAAUCUUAAACAAUUUUCCUGGUUCAGAGAUAAUGGGACUUCCAAAUCGAGAAUUGAUUAUUGGUUAACCUCAAAUAACCUAACCGACUUCAUCAAAGAUAUUUCAAUAUCUGCUGCUCCUCUAACUGAUCACUGUUGUAUCUCUAUAUCAUUCAACUCGGGUAAAAGAGAAACACAUAAUAAGGGUUAUUGGAAAUUCAAUGCUGAUUUAUUAAAACACCAAAACUUUUGCUCACAAAUUAAAUCCAUAAUUAAUGAUAUAGCAUUGCAUAAGGACCUAAUUACAUUCAUAAGUAAAUGGGAAUAUUUAAAACACAAGAUUCGGGAAUUUUCUAUACAAUUUAGUAAAAAUUUAAGUAAGGCCAGAGCACAAAUGGAGUUAGAAUUAACAAGAGAAUUAAACAAUUUAUGUAAUAAAAGUGAAAUGGACAAUGAAGCUAAAUUACAAAUUUUAUCCUUGCAAUCCAAAAUUGAUGAUUUAUAUACUCAAAAAGCUAAAGGAGCAUAUGUAAGAUCUAGGGCAAGAUGGAUAGAGAAAGGGGAAAAAAGUAAUAAUUAUUUUUGCAGACUUGAAAAAAGGCGACAGGAAAAAAAUGCCAUAAAUUCUCUUUAUGUGAACGGUGUUAUAAGUACCUGCCCUAAAAUGAUUUCCUCAGAGAUUUUUCAAUUCUAUAGUUCUUUAUAUAGCUCAUUCUUUUCUGUAUCAGACUGUAAUAUUCUCUUUGAUAAUAUACACACUAGCAUACCGCAGUUAGACCAGGAAUUUAAAGACUUGUGUGAGGCUGACAUCAAGAUAGAGGAAUUAGAUAAAGCAAUAAAUAAAUUAUCUUCAGGAAAAUCUCCAGGUCCUGAUGGCCUUACUUCCGAAUUUUAUAAAUUUUUUAGGGAAGAUUUGAGGGAACUAUUAUUUCAAGCCUUUCUCGAAUGUAUCCAAAAUAAUUCACUAUCUUCAACCAUGAAACAAGGUCUAAUUACUCUUAUCCCCAAACCGGGUAAAGAUGCACGACAUAUAGAUAAUCUUCGCCCCAUCACUUUACUCAACUGUGAUUAUAAAAUUCUAGCGCAUAUAUUUUCCAGUAGGCUCAAGAAAAAUAUAGAUCAAAUAAUUAGUGAAUCACAGUCUGGUUUUAUAAAAGGUAGGUCAAUACAUAAUAACAUCAGAUUGGUUUUAGAUAUUUUAGAUUAUCGUGAAUAUAUUGAAGAUGAAGGCUAUAUUCUCUUUUUAGAUUUUAAAAAGGCAUUUGACACAGUCGAACAUAAUUUCAUAUUUAACUCCCUCGAAAAAUUUGGUUUUGGCAUGAAAUUUAUUUCUUUCAUAAAAAUGUUAUAUAAAGACAUCAAUAGUUCUAUAUCCCUUUCAUUUGGAACAUCCCAGAGAUUCAAUAUUUCGCGAGGAAUAAGACAAGGAUGUCCCAUUUCCCCUUUUCUAUUUAUCUUGGCAGUAGAAAUGCUUGCUAUCUUGAUAGAUAAAAAUAGCAACUUUGAUCGACUUAGUGUAUUUGGAAGACAAAUUGGUAUAAGUCAAUUAGCGGAUGAUACAGCGAUCUUUUUAAAGGACCAAUUUCAGAUUAAUAAAGCUAUUCAACUAGUUAAUCUAUUUUCCAAAGCAUCAGGCCUACACUUAAACUUGAACAAGUGUGAGUUACUUGCAAUUCAUGGCAGCGAUUUAGACUCUUUAUGUAACAUACCCAUAAAAACAUGUGUAAAAUAUUUGGGGAUAACUAUUACUAGAGAUAGUAAUCAAAGUGUCCAAGAAAAUUUUGUUAAAAAUCUUUCAAAAGCAAAAGCAAUUCUCAAUAACUGGCUACAAAGAGAUAUCUCGAUAUUUGGAAGAGUCUUAUUGACUAAAAUGGAAUUACUCUCCAGGUUCGUUUAUCCAGCCUCCUCCUUAGCUAUCCCGCCUCAUUUACUGAAAGAAUGUAAUAUUGCUUUGUUUAAUUUUAUCUGGAAGAAUAAGCAUCACUAUAUCAACAAAAAUGAUUUAGUUCACAAUUAUGAAGAAGGGGGAUUAAAUGUUAUUGAUUUAGAAAUAAUGAAUAGUGUUUUGAAAACUCAGUGGUUAAGAUCAUUUCUUUGUAAUUCAAACUGCUUAUGGUUCAUCGUAUCUUCUUCAAUAUUUGGGAAAGUAGGUGGCUUGGAGUUUUUGAUUAGAUGUGACUUUAAUAUAUCCAAAUUACCUCUUAAAUUGUCUGCAUUUCACCAACAAGUUCUCCUAUGUUGGAAAUUAGCAUUUUCUCACAAUUUUAGUCCACACAAAACUUGUAUUUGGAACAAUCGUUUUAUUUUGCACCAUAACAAAUCUUUAUUUUAUGAAAACUGGUUUCAAUAUAAUAUUCUUUCCCUAUUGGACAUGACAGACAGUUAUGGAAAUGUUCUCAAUUACAAGGAUUUCUGUUUAAAACAUGGAUUUGCAUGUCAUCCUAAAGAGUUUUACAGUGUUGUAAAUGCCAUACCCAAAAACAUGGUAUUAUUAGUAAAAGGGAUUCUUUCACAUUACUCUGUAACAUUCUCUCUCCCAUCUCCUUGUCUGGGUGAAUUGGUUAUUAGAGAUCAUAAAUGUAAUAACAAAUAUAUUAGAAAUGUCUUCAUUAAUAAACUUCAUCCAAAUAGAAUAAAACGAUAUUAUGUUUUCAAAGAAUUUAACCCUAAAGAGGUGAAGGAAAUGAGAAUGAAUUAUCUUACCUUUCCAAGUCUCCCUAAAGUGAAAGAGCUUCAUUUUAAAAUAAUAAAUGAUAUAUACCCAUCUAAGGAGCUUAUCAAAUCAAAAUUUGAUAUUGGAGAAAACUCUUGUCAAUUCUGUGAUGGUGAUAUUGAAACCACUGAACAUAUUUUUUUUUAUUGUGAUUACUCAAAGUUGUUUUGGGCUCAAUUGUGCAGUAAAAUGUCAUGUAUAAUUACAUGGAUAAAUCCCCUUGAAUACAAACAAAUUAAGUUUGGUGUACUUAAGAAAGAUUACUCACAACAUUACUUGAUUAACAACCUUUUUGAUGUUGCUAAAUAUUUCAUUCAUAAAUGCAGAUUUCUGAAAACCCCUCCAUCCUUUCCUCACUUCUCUAAUGAACUCAAACUUUUUGCUGCUUCUCUUGAUGCUCUCUCAAAUGAAAAAGCUACUGCAGUUGCCAACUUCUUCAGUGAACUAAGUGCUCAAUAACUACUUGCUACCCCUUGUAAGAAAUUAGUUAUCUAUAAUUGCUCUUUUAUUUUAUUUUAUUUUUUUAUUUAAUUAUUAUUUAUUUAUUUAUUUAUUUUUUGUGUUUUUUUUUUAUUUUAUUUAUUUAUUCCUUUUUGUUAUUCGUGAUUGUGCAUUUAAUGUAUUACAUCACUAUUACAUAUUGUAUUUGCAACUAUGUCUGCCUCGAAGAAUUGUUAAUAUUGUUUAUUCUGUACCUGUUUUGUAUGUACAUUUGUUUGCUAAUAAAAAAAAAAAAAAAAAAAAAAAAAAAAAAAAAAAAAAAAAAAAAAAAAAAAAAAAAAAAAAAAAAAAAGGAACGA